UCGAGUGGAGCCCACAGACUGAACUGCUGGAUGACACAGCGAUGAAUGUCGUGAUUUCGCUGCCGUGAUACGAGGAGGAUCCGCGCGUCUGGAGCCGCCGCAGCUGCCCGCCAGCCCGCCCGGCUCCCUCCCGUUACCCGCCCGGCUCCCCGCCCGGCUCCCUCCUCUCCCCGCCCGGCUCCCUGCGCUCCCCGCCCGGCUCCCGCCGCCUCCACAUGCAGAGCCUCUGCAGGGUCAAGAUGCAGUUCCGGACUGUGCUGGACGUGAAAGUCGUGGACGUGGAGAAGAGGCGCAAUCCGUCCAAACACUACGUAUAUCUCAUCAAUGUCACGUACUCUGACAACACCUCCCAUAUCAUCUACAGAAGAUACAGCAAAUUCUUUGACCUACAGAUGCAGAUACUUGACAAGUUCCCAAUUGAGGGAGGGCAGAAAGACCCGAAGAAGAGGAUCAUUCCAUUUCUCCCAGGCAAGAUCCUGUUCCGGAGGAGUCAUGUGCGAGAUGUGGCCAUGAAGCGGCUGCGUUUCAUCGACGACUACUGCAGGGCGCUGGUGCGACUCCCCCCUCAGAUUUCUCAGAGCGAGGAAGUGCUGCGCUUCUUUGAGACGAAAGCUGAGGACAUCAAUCCCCCAGUGGAGGACUAUGGGUCCAAACGCAAGUCUGGGAUUGACAGCUCGGAGCCUAUGGUGCUGGAGCAGUACGUGGCCGUGGCCAACUACGAGAGGCAGGAGAACUCGGAGAUCAGCCUCAAGGCCGGUGAGACGGUGGACGUGAUUGAGAAGAGCGAAAGUGGAUGGUGGUUUGUCAGCACAGCAGAGGAGCAGGGCUGGGUGCCGGCUACAUACUUGGACUCCCAGAAUGGAACCAGAGACGAUUUGGAUCUUGGAACUUCCAGGACUGGAGAAGUUACUAAGAGACGCAAGGCGCAUCUGAAGAGGCUGGACCGCCGCUGGACCCUCGGGGGUAUAGUCAACCGUCAGCAGAGCAGAGAAGAGAAAUAUGUGACGAUUCAGCCAUACACCAGUCAAGGGAAGGAUGAAGUCAGCUUUGAGAAAGGGGUCACCGUGGAGGUCAUCCAAAAGAACCUGGAGGGCUGGUGGUUCAUCAGAUACUUGGGGAAAGAGGGCUGGGCCCCGGCCUCAUACUUGAAAAAGUUGAAAGACGAUCUCUCCCCCCGCAAGAAGACCCUGACUGGCCCAGUGGAGAUCAUCGGCAACAUCAUGGAAAUCAGCAACCUGCUGCAAAAGAAGUCGGUCAGCGAGAAGGACAUACACACCGACGGAGAAGGCAGCACCACGCCGGAGCGCCACAUCACCAAGACUGAGAUCAGCCUGCCCAUGCCCUUUAGCUCUGAAAUCAACGCUGAGACUGGCAGGAGGCUGAGUGCAGGCCGUGACACCAACAGCCCGUGUCUGGGGAUAGCAGCGAGCGCCGCUCUAAACGAAAGUAAAGGGAGGGGCGAGCCAGGGUCCCCAGCUGUUGCAAGAGUGGCCCCGCACAGAGUGGAAAUUGGCUUCAAUGCUGUAGGGUCUCCAAAUCUGAGACAGAAACCUCCCCCAAGGAGAGACACCAACUUGGGAUUCCAGUUGCCUAAACCACCAGAGCCCCCUGCUGUGGAAGCAGAGUAUUACACUAUAGCAGAUUUCCAGUCCUCGAUCUCUGAUGGCAUCAGUUUCCGUGGAGGACAGAAGGCUGAUGUGAUAGAGAAGAACCCUGGAGGCUGGUGGUACGUACAGAUCGGAGAGAAGGAGGGCUGGGCCCCCUGCUCCUACAUCGACAAGCGCAAGAAACCCAACCUCAGCCGUCGAACCAGCACCCUGACCCGGCCCAAAGUCCCGCCUCCUGCUCCGCCUGUGAAAAAACUAGAACCUGAAGAGGCCCCCCCUCCGGGUAACUCUGCCUCCAAGGUCUCAGAGCCACCUACCAGGCCUGUGUACGAGGAACCUGAAUAUGAUAUCCCAGCAAUUGGAUGCGAAGGUGAGUCUGACACAGAUUCUUUGAAGGAUGAGCGCCCCCUGGAUGUGAAGAUCAGCAACGUGGUCAGCGACAAGUACCGCAGCUCCCCUCCUUCCUGCAAAGCCUCCCCUCCUGUCUGUAAGGCGUCUCCCGCAUUCAGCCGUCGAAGAGCCUCUUACAGGUCUGUAGAGGAGGUCACAAAAGAAGAAUGUAUUUACGAGAACGAUGGUUUCAGGCCAAGCAGCGGGGUUGAAGCACCCUCAGCCAAAGGUUCCAGUGAGCCCAACUCCCCAAAGAGUUACCACUCCUCCACAGUCCCAAGAAGACCCUCUGGAUCCUCGCCUCUAGCUGGUAGGCCAAUGAAGACGAUGACGCCAGAGAUGAAUCGCAGAAGUCAGACCCUGGGCAGACACGUGGACAUCAGCUUCAGGUCCCAGGACAACAGCCCGCUCUCUUCAUCUGAUGAAUUGAGCAGAGGACCCAAGAAAGUCCCUCCUUUUAGUCGGGAUGUGGAGCAGAGAAUAGGUCAAAGUCCCUCCACCAGGCCCAAGCCUUCUGUCAGACCCAAACCCCUUCUGACCAAAUCCGAGCCACAGAGCCCUGAGAGGAUGGAUAUCACUUCUUUGAGACGGCAGCUGAGGCCAACAAGUCAGUAUCGACACAGCAUCAAACCUUCCCGAGGGGACGACUCCGAAACUGCAUCUGUCAUCUCAUCGGAGGACUCCAUGUGUUCACGCAGCACCUCAGAUCUCUCCUCAGUUCACUCUAAAGGGAGUCGCGGGGAUUCCGAUGUGGAAGGCCCCAGUGCUUACCGCUCUCUGGACGCCUACAAGAAGGUUCAAGACUCUGAGAUCAGCUUCCCAGCUGGGGUGGAGGUGGAGGUCCUGGAGAAGCAGGGGAGCGGUUGGUGGUAUAUCCGUUGGGGCUCAGAGGAGGGCUGGGCUCCCUCCUACUACCUGGAACCUGUCAGACACGUGGGUGGUGCUGGUGGGAGGGACUCAGAUGGACACGGGAGUGGUGGUGGCAGUAAGUCCAACAGCCUGGAGAAGAACGAGCAGCACGUCUUGGCCCUCAAUAACAUCAAUAUUCAGGGUCUGCCCCAGCAGCAUCCAGGCAUGAGAAGGAAUACCCCGCCCAUUCCUUCCAAGCCCCCCGGUGGCUUCUCCAAGCCGUCUCUGUUGGUGAACGGAGGUGUGCGAAUGAGAAACGGGGUUCGUCAGGUGGCGGUGAGGCCUCAGUCUGUAUACGUGACAACAACACAGCCACCCAAGGAUGCGCACUACAUGACGGGCUCUCUGAGGAGAAACGAAUCACUCGGUAGAAGUGAUCACUAUAGCUCUGGUUCUGCCACUCUUGGUGUCCGCCGAAACGCCUCCUUCAGCACCGUGCGGCCACAUGUAGUGGUCGAGAGUCAGACGCGGCCCGCCGAGCGCUCCAGCCUGGGCUCCUCGGGGAGCGCCUUCAGCACAAGCAAUGUAAACCAACGCAACGGCAUCCCUGUGUCCGCAGUCCGGCCCAAGCCGAUAGAGAAAAGCCAACUGAUCCACAAUAACUUUGGCAGGGACGUGUACGUGUCAAUCGCUGACUACCGUGGCGACGAGGAGACGAUGGGCUUCACUGAGGGAACCUGUCUGGAGGUCCUGGAGAGAAACCCCAAUGGAUGGUGGUACUGCCAGGUGCAGGACAGCCUGCUCCCCCGCAAGGGCUGGGUCCCAUCCAACUACCUGGAGCGAAAAAAAUAGAACCACCUCCCCUCACAUCCUUACCUAACCCCCCCGUCCCGCCUCCCUUUUUCGAUGUCUCCGAGGACACAGGUGGCAUCACUCCUCAAGAAUGUUACCCGCAAUCUCCUGUAAGCAAUAUGUCCUUGAUAAUGUACAUUUAUGAAAAGACUAUGUGUAAAAAAAUGGAAGAUGUUUUAAUCUGAUAAGAAAGGACACUUUUAGUGCUGGUUUACUAAAAUGUAUACAAAGAGGAGUGUAAAGAUUUUCAAUAUUUUGGCCUGGGGAGUGAGAGAUGUGGGGAAUAUGGGAUUUGUCAGCCGUGAGUGAGGAGUCUGUGAGAUAUGAAAUGAUUGGGAGCGAUCACCACUUAAAGAGGUUUGCAUCAUGUAAUGCAGAAGCGGAGCAGGGUCAUGGCGAUGCUUAUUCCUGCCCAUCACUUACUAUGAUGGCCAAUAAGUGCCUUUUAUAUUUGAUUACCGGAAUGGAGGUUCUAAUUGGUGGAUGGAAAAACAUUACAUCAACCAAAUCUUAAGAGUGCCAUAGGCCGAUGAACACCACCAAUAGUAUUACCAUGACCAAGCUAGAGCUACUCUAGAGAGUGAGAACAAAAUGCAGUGUUUCAUUGUAAUCUGGUCAAACUGUUCCAACACACGGACGGAAGAUUGAAAAACAGAGAUUUAAGAACUUAAGUUCACCAGAGAAUUGAAUUGUUUUAAACCACAAAACAUGAAAAAAACUGAAUCAACAUUUAAGUCUCAUUAUCACUAUUUCAUUACUAUUUCAUUUAAUUCUUUAUUUUAUAAUGUCUUGUGUUGAUGCAAGUCUUCCUUAGAGAAUUAUUUCUGCUUUCUUGUGACAUCUGUUCCCACCAACAGCCUGCAAAUGGAAGUGUUAAAGCUCCUUAUAGAGUCUGAUGGAUGGAUAUAGUCUUCUCAUAGAGCCCACAGUGAUAUGUUUAUAUUAAUGUGGAAUAACAAAGACCUGUGAAACUUGCAUUCUAACUAUAAUAGUUGGAUAUUUUAUUUUCCUUUAGAGCAGCUUGAGUUCUCUCCAGAACAAAAUCACCUCAGUGUAAUAGCCUCAAACAAUGAAAACAAUUUAGGUUUAGGUUUACUCCAGGAACAAUUGAUCUUGUAUAUAUUUUGUUUUUAUUAGUUCAAGAAUACUGCUGUUGCGUAGCUGUAUUUGAUAAGAACUGGAAAUGCAGCAAAAUCAUUGAAUCCCGGGGAUAAAUUUGCUCAGCGUUUAGCCCAAAAUGUGAUCUAACCAAAGAGAAAUAUCAGUUCAUUGGAUUUUUAUUUUUGCUUUAUUUAUUUAUGUUACAAAAAAUGAGGUUUCUGAACUGUAUAAAAAAGUUUUCCUGGAAGCACUUGAUACAUUUUCUCAGAUAUUGAAGUUACCAGGUAAAUUGUAAUAUUAGGUCUUGCUGUGCAGUUCUGACUUUAUUAUUGAAUAGAAAAACAACAUAGUUUAUCAUUAGAAUUGAAUCCUUUUUCCCAAUUGUCGAAAUUGGUUGGUUUCAUAUCACAGUUUGAAAUUAAUAAAUCUUAAUAAACAAAUUGUUGUGAUAAUAAAUCUUAGCUGCCACCCAAAAAUAUAUAGUUCCCCCCAAUGCAAAAGCUAAAUUUGCAAAUGUGAAAUUCUGAGCUGAAGUCCAACUUUCAAAAAUGCCCAUGGCUGAUGUUCAAGACUGCUGAAAUACAUUUUCUAACGAACGGCCGAAUCUUCCAUCAUGAGGCUGAACACUAACUUGUGAUUAUGUUCCUGCUGGACAGUAUGAUAUUAUGAAACAAAGUACAGUACCUGCUAGAUCGCAGUUAUCUAUUUUAGCCAAAAUCAUAUUUGUUUUUUGUUUGUUACUUUGUGAUCACACAGUGUCAAUAACGAGGAACGAAGUGGUUCAGUUUUGUGAAUUAGUGCACUUUAAAAUUGUUUUUAUGGUGCAUUAAUGUGAAGAUGCAGUAAAUACUCAGCAUGUUAUUUAUUCAACAAGUUUUUUGUAAUUAUUUAAUGUCUCUAUAUCCCCUCCUCACCUCAGAUCAGAGGUGGAACUCUCAAAGUCUCAUUGAGUAGAAUUGGAGAAACAGAGACCUCUUGUGGUAGCUUAAUUGUACUACUAAUCAUCCACAAGGCUUAUUUAUCGGCCUCAGUGCAAUAAGAAAUGCACUGCUGGUCAGUGAGUCUUCCCGAAAACUGUACAGAAAUUUUAGGUUUUUUAGUUUGUUCUUUUUUUAAAUCUCAGUGCAGCUAAACAUUUUUUGUAGCACGUGUUUUGGGCAACAUUUUUUUUAGGAAAAAUUUCAAAAUUCCCUUUUUCUUUACGCUGUUUGCUGCAACUUUAGCAAAUCAUGGGCACUUCCUUCACCUUUGUUGUGCUUUACAUAAUGCCUGAUUUUAAGUAUAUUUAUUAUGAAUUUUUUACAUUUUAUCACUGUUUGACAAUCACCUCGCCACCUCUUCAAAAUAUGUUUGCAUAGCUUUAUACGGAUUGUUAUUGUUGAAUAAACAGGCUCUCAGUCUCACUA
Messenger RNA from Limanda limanda (common dab), 6205 nucleotides. RefSeq names its product SH3 and PX domains 2Aa (gene sh3pxd2aa). The transcript has 15 exons. The record is from RefSeq and is a predicted model, not a curated record. NCBI's taxonomy places the organism in Eukaryota, Metazoa, Chordata, Actinopteri, Pleuronectiformes, Pleuronectidae. The coding region runs from base 216 to 3698 and encodes 1160 amino acids. Gene Ontology annotation, biological process: superoxide anion generation. Gene Ontology annotation, molecular function: phosphatidylinositol binding; superoxide-generating NADPH oxidase activator activity; protein binding.